Amaranthus tricolor (Joseph's coat) is the source of this 1437-nucleotide messenger RNA. RefSeq names its product protein JINGUBANG-like. Gene Ontology annotation, molecular function: protein binding. NCBI's taxonomy places the organism in Eukaryota, Viridiplantae, Streptophyta, Magnoliopsida, Caryophyllales, Amaranthaceae. The coding region runs from base 1 to 1437 and encodes 478 amino acids. The record is from RefSeq and is a predicted model, not a curated record. The transcript has a single exon.
AUGAAUGAAAAUCUACUAAUUAGUGGUAAAAAAACUCUUUCAACCUUCUUCAAAGAAGAGAUUAUAGAAGAUUAUCAAUCACCAAGCUUUCAUCACCUAUCUCAAACCCUUUCUCCUACUCAUUUCCCUCAAUCAUCAUCACCAUUAUUCCCACAAAGCCCGGAAUCAUUAUGGUCUCAUUCUCCAUCAUUACACCCAUCUCAAAACUCUUCACUCUUAUAUUGUUGCAUAUCCUCUCUCCGCCACGACGGAGAUGUAUACUCCAUUGCAGUUUUAGGAGAUCUGGUUUUAACAGGGUCAAAAAGUCGUAGAAUCCAUGCAUGGCAGUCACUCGACUGUCAUACAAAAGGCUACAUUCGUACUAAUUCAGGUGAAAUUCGAACUAUGAUCACUCAAGAUAAUAUGCUUUUCACUUCACAUAAAGAUCAUAAAAUCAGGGUAUGGAACAUAAAAAGUUUUCACACCAACCCUAAUUUUAGGCCUAAAAAAGUGACUACCCUACCAAAUAUUACAAAUUUCAAAACCUUUAUAUUUAGACCAAUGUCACAUCAACAACAUAAGUCUAUAUCAAACCCUAUAAACCCAUUACAUAAGGACAUCAUCUCAUGCAUGGCUUAUUACCAUAUUGAAGGGAUAUUAUACACAGGAUCAUUUGAUAAAACUAUUAAAGCUUGGAGAUUAGUAGAAAGAAAAUGUAUAGAUUCCUUCAUUGGUCAUUCAAAUAAAAUUAAUGAUAUGGUAAUUAACCAACAAAAUGGGUACCUUUUCACUUGUUCAUCAGAUGGGACAGUCAAAAUGUGGUUAAGGGUAUAUGGGGAAACCUCACAUGCCCUUAUUAAGGUCCUUAUUUUUCAUACCUCCCCAAUUAAUGCCUUAACAUUAAGUACAUCCCCAUCACAAAAUCACAAUAGUUUUUUGUACUCCGGUUCAUUUGAUGGGUCCAUUAAAUUUUGGGAACAAGAAAUGAUAAUCUCUUCUCAAUACAAUAAUAAUUUAGGAAAUAAAAACGACUCGUUGUUUCAAGGUCAUCAGUUCGCAAUAUUUUGUCUCGUUUCCUUAGACAACCUUGUGUUAAGUGGAUCAGAAGACUCGACAAUUAAGAUUUUUAGAAGACAGAAUGAGAAAAAACCGUCACAUGAAUGUGUUGCGGUUUUAGAAGGACAUAGAGGACCUAUAAGAUGUUUGGCUACUUUAUUACAAAAGGAGACUAAAGAUGAGAUUAAUUUCUUAGUAUUUAGUGCUAGUUUGGAUCAAACUUUUAAGGUAUGGAGAGUUAAAGUUUUGCAAGAUCAAAUGAAGAAUAAUUGUAAAAUUGAAGAGGAUAAAAGGAAAGAAGAUCAUGGUGGAAGAAAUAAAUCCAUGGAUUUAUAUGAGCCUACUCCUGUUUUAUCUCCUUCAUGGGUAAAUUGGAAGCUUCAUCGUCAUAGUAUUCAUUAG